UUCUACUUGACCUAUUUUAUAUCCGGUUGUUCUACAGCUUAUGUUUCUAUUCUGUGAAUUUACCGUGCAUUUAAACCGAUCAUGAAAUAAAGUGGACAUAAAAUUAUUUUAAAAUAUGCGUGCAUUAGGUUCUGUUGUUUUGUGCUGCAUUUCAUUGUGGAUUUUAUCCAGUGAAGCUGCUCGAUGGACACAGUGGAAAAAAAUAACAACAUGUAGCGCCAAACCCUGUAACUGUCAUGUUCCAAAAUCAGGACAAAGGAGAAAAUGCGAACAGGGAGAAAUAUUUAUGUUGCGGUUUUGCAUCCGUGAGGAAUCAGAUACGCACGAUUGUCAGCGGGACAACGGUAUUGGAGCCAUAAAGAAAGAGAAAUGCAUAAAUGAUGGUACAAAUUGCCCAGGGUGGUCCGACUGGCAGCUUGGAGAAUGUGACUGUAUGUCGAAUAUUAGACUUGUACAGCGAGAGUGUAACAAUCCCCCACCUAUACACAAUGACGUUCUUUGUAAAAGUGACGCUCGAGAUGAAGUGAUGUAUGAAGAACAAACACGUGUCUGCAAUUGCACUGAAGACGAAAUGGCUACAACACCUACAACAACAACAACAACGACGACGGGGUCAUGGACAAUGCCUCUUCCGUGUUGUAAGGAAGAUGCCUACGAUUACAAAAGUAAUGAUUAUGAAAUUAAUGGUAAUAGCUUAUUUGGAGGACCUGAAACAACAACAACAACAACAACAAAGAAGCCAUCUCAAGUGGACCUCGACUACUAUGAUAUGUAUUAUGAACUGCUUAAGGAGUAUCCUAAUUGUCGAAAUUGUAGUCGUGCAGAAAUAGAAGCAGAAAGAGGUAACUCAGACAGUGAAGAUUACGGAGACUUCGAAGACUACGAGUAUUACGGAAACUACGGAAAUUACGGUGGAGACGGCGGAGACAGUGACUAUGGGGAUUAUUGAAACCGUCUUAGUUAGGACUUCUGUAUUAUUUACAAAACUAAUUACGAUGACAUGUCAUGACUGAGAUUUACAAAUAGGAACAGUUCAUAAAAUUUAAAGUUCUUUUCAUACAAUUAUGAAAAGUCUUGUCCCAGCUGAACAAUUUUGGCAUCACUGCCAUUACACAGGUUUGUUACAUAGAAACAACAUUGUUUAAAAAUGGAAAUAUGCUUCUGUAUUUUUUUUGGGGGGGGGGAUUUCUAGACAAUUAAUAAACUAUUCAAAGUCAUCAUUGUUUUCAAAUGAACACACUAAAUAGCUAAAAGUUGUUAAUAAAUAUAAAUUAAAAUAAUUGAGUUACAGGACAUAUAUAUUGACACCAGUGUAUACAUGACAUAUAGCAAUUUGAAAUGAAAAUCUACUGCGGAGAUAUAUGUUUUCAAUAAAAGAAUGUGUCAACUACUGCACUGUAUGGCAGUAUUACAAAAUGGACAGUAUUACAAAAUGUUAUAAGUUGGGCACUCUGUAUUUCAAGCUAAUAAAUAAACGUGUCAUA
Messenger RNA from Ruditapes philippinarum (Manila clam), 1484 nucleotides. RefSeq lists its product as uncharacterized. NCBI's taxonomy places the organism in Eukaryota, Metazoa, Mollusca, Bivalvia, Venerida, Veneridae. The record is from RefSeq and is a predicted model, not a curated record. Bases 116 to 949 code for a protein of 277 amino acids. The transcript has 7 exons.